This is a messenger RNA of Annulohypoxylon truncatum, 1297 nucleotides long. RefSeq names its product putative hyoscyamine 6-dioxygenase. The record is from RefSeq and is a predicted model, not a curated record. NCBI's taxonomy places the organism in Eukaryota, Fungi, Ascomycota, Sordariomycetes, Xylariales, Hypoxylaceae. The transcript is spliced from 2 exons. Bases 170 to 1240 code for a protein of 356 amino acids.
UGGUUGGAAUGACGUGAUUCACGCUUCAACCGUAUUGGUGGAAGUGCCAGGGGUCUCUUCUUAACUAAGUUUCCUUCACCGGACCUAAGAUCCUCUGCCUUAUAUUAGGUUCCUUAUUUAGAAAUACUUUCUUCGGGUCGAUCGCAUCUCACUGCACCAAUUCAAGACGAUGGCGACUUCAUUCAGUGAAAUCCCGGUCAUAGACCUCUCGCAAGCGAACCAUAACUCGACCACCAAACGCGAACUACUAAAUAAUCUCCGCUAUGCCCUUACAGAAGUUGGGUUUCUGUAUGUGUCAAAUCACAGUGUCCCAUCGGCAGUGGUUGACGAGUUAGUAAAUGCGCUGCCUGCGCUUUUUGAGCUAGAGGAUGAGGUUAAGAAAUCUGUCGCAUUGGAGAAUUCGCCACAUUUUCUUGGUUAUAGUGGUGUUGGCAGCGAGAAUACAGGCGGUAAGACGGACAGGAGAGAGCAGUUCGAGUUUGCGACAGAGUUGACGGCAAUUUGGCAACCCGGCCUUCCCCUAUAUGAGCGUCUACGAGGCCCUAACCAGUGGCCGGAAGGACACCCAAAGCUUCGCGCCGUCGUGGAGGCUUAUAUACAGGAGCUCACAAGACUUGGCGAACGUUUCCUAGACCUAGUUGCUCAGGCUCUUUCACUUCCUUCCGGUACUUUCCAGCCUUUUUUAUCAGACCAACAUCGUCUGAAGUUGGUGCACUAUCCAGCGCUCCCGAUUGAUGAUCCUACCAUCUCGCAACAGGGUGUUGGUCCGCAUAAAGACUCCUCGGGCUGGUGGACAUUCCUACUUCAAGCAUCGCCUCCCGAGGUCAAGGGUUUGCAAGUUCUCAACAAAGCAGGGGCAUGGGUGGACGUACCCGUAGUACCGGGCACUUUCGUAGUCAACAUCGGGCAGGCCUUCGAAGUCGUUACGAAUGGCGUAUGUAAAGCGACGACGCACCGAGUCCUCUCGGGUCCGCAUGAGCGAUACAGCGUGCCAUUCUUCCAGGGCGUCCGUCGAAAUCUCACCAAAGCCGAGGCCAUCGGGUCUUUACAAUCGCACUUCAGCACGCUUAAUAUCAGCAAGGAGUCCGAUGAAGGUCAUGCGGUCGACUCGGCUUUCCUUAAGGGUAGGUAUGAUACCUGGGGAGAGUCGCAGCUACGAACCAAAGUGCGCAGCCAUCGCGAAAACGGCAAGAAGUUCUAUCCUGAGGUCUUCGAUCAAUACAUUCACGACGAUGCUUGAAAAGACGGAUUGGAAGUGCUCCGACCUCAAGGUCUUGGCAGGGGUAAACAAGCGAGA